AUGGCUCCAUUCUCAUUCAUUAAAAAGUUCUCGAAUAGAAAGAACGAAAAUCAUCAGUCGGAAAAUUAUGAGGUCAAUAAUAACGGCAUCGAUCUAGUAGAUGUGGAUAUUGACAUUGAAGCAACCGCUAGUAAUGAUAAUAAUAAAAAAAAUCCACAAAUAAUAUACAAUGAAAAAUCAUACAGUCAAGAUGAACUUCAAACAACUUCACCAACGAUAAUAGAUUCAAUUGACGAUGAAGCGGAAAAGGAACAAGGAAAAGAACGUAGUAGCAGUAAUGGUGAAUUGAAACAAGGUCUGAAAUCACGUCAUAUUCAAUUGAUUGCCCUUGGUGGUACAAUAGGAACAUCUCUUUUAGUCGGGACAUCUUCCGCUUUAGCCAAUUGUGGUCCAGCUGGUCUUUUCAUUUCUUAUUUAAUCAUUUCAACCUUUGUUUAUCCAAUUAUGAAUGCAUUAGGUGAAAUGGUUUGCUUUUUACCAGGUAAUGGAUCUGAUUCUGCUGGUUCCGCAGCACAUUUAGUUCAUAAAUAUGUCGAUCCUUCAUUAGGGUUUGCAGCAAGUUGGAAUUAUUAUUAUUGUUUCGUAAUUCUAGUGGCUGCAGAAGUAUCAGCUGCAUCUGGUGUCAUUGAAUAUUGGGCUUGGGCUGAACAUGUUCCUAAAGGUGCUUGGAUUACCAUAUUCCUAUCAUUAAUUGUCAUUCUAAAUUUCUUACCAGUAAAUGUUUAUGGUGAAUCAGAAUUCUGGUUUGCUUCCAUUAAGAUUCUUUGUAUCACAGGUUUAAUCAUUUUAUCCUUUAUCUUAUUCUGGGGUGGAGGUCCAAAAUCUGAUGGUAUAUUAGGUUUCAGAUAUUGGAAAAAUCCAGGAUCUUUUGCUCAUCAUAUCACUGGAGGAGGUGGAGGUAAUUUCCUUGACAUCUACACAGGUAUCAUUAAAGGUGGAUUUUCUGUUAUUCUCGGUCCGGAAUUAGUUUGUUUAACAAGUUCAGAAUGUGCAGAUCAAAGAAGAAAUAUUGCAAAAGCUUCAAAGAGAUUUGUUUGGAGAUUAAUGUUUUUCUAUAUCUUAGGUUCUUUAUCCAUUGGUGUCAUUGUGGCUUAUAACGAUCCUGUAUUGCAAAAUGCUUUAGCACAAUCUAAAGCGGGUGCUGGUUCAUCUCCAUUCGUGAUUGGUAUCCAAAACGCAGGUAUAAGAGCUGUACCUCACAUUGUGAACUUUUGUAUCCUAACAAGUGCUUGGUCUGCAGGUAAUGCAUAUAUGUUUGCAAGCUCUAGAUCUCUUCUAACAAUGGCAAGAAAUGGGAAUGCUCCAAAGAUCUUCUGUAGAAUAAACCAGCUUGGUGUUCCAUACACUGCCGUGGGAGCAUCCUUAUUAUUAAGUUGUUUGGCAUAUUUGAAUGUUUCCUCUUCUACAGCUGACGUCUUCAAUUGGUUCUCAAAUAUCAGUACUAUAUCUGGUUUUAUUGGAUGGAUUUGUGCAUGUGUCGCUUAUAUCAGAUUCCGUAAAGCAAUCACAUAUAAUAAACUUACUCAUAGAAUUCCAUUUAGAGCAAAGGGUCAACAAUAUACUAUUUGGUAUUCACUUUUCUGGGUUAGUUUGAUUACUUUGACAAACGGGUAUGCAAUCUUUAUUCCAAGAAAUUGGAAUGUUAAGGAUUUCAUUGCUGCAUAUAUCACUUUACCAAUCUUCAUUGUUCUUUGGAUAGGACAUAAGGUUUUCACUAGAACAUUAUUGAAGGCAUGGCUACGUCCAAUCGAUAAAAUUGAUGUCUAUACUGGCUUGGAAGAAAUUGAAGAAUUAACAGAAGAGUUAAACGCAAAUAGGCAGGCACCAAAAAAUAAAUGGGAAAAAUUUAUGGCCAUUUUAUUAUAA
Molecule: messenger RNA, 1866 nt
Organism: Naumovozyma dairenensis CBS 421
Lineage: Eukaryota; Fungi; Ascomycota; Saccharomycetes; Saccharomycetales; Saccharomycetaceae
Gene: PUT4
Product: proline permease PUT4
Exons: 1
Coding region: 1-1866 (621 amino acids)
Biological process (GO): amino acid transmembrane transport
Cellular component (GO): membrane
Molecular function (GO): amino acid transmembrane transporter activity
Source: RefSeq, a predicted model, not a curated record